AACUGUCCCCGUGACGUCCAGGCCGCCGCCGCCAAAGCCGCCUCCAUGGACUUUCUCUCUCCCUCAUCAUCAUCAUCAUCGUCGUCGUCGUCACCAUCAUCAUCAAUAUCGUCGUCCGAGGAGCCAUCGACGCCGGAGGAGCUGGGGGAGAUAGUGGAGCUGCCAGCACUAGGAACGAGUUUCGAAUCGGCGGAGGCGAACAAGGAAAUGGUGUUCUUGGAGCCAGUUGAUGGGUGGCUGUAUCCUCACCCAUGGUGGUAUCACAGCAGCAGCAUUUAUGAGGAGGAAGUGAGGGAAGAUUGCGGUGUCUAUUUUACCGGCGGGGAUCAGAUUUCAAUGCACACUCAGUCUAAGUCUCACCAGUACACCACUCUUGACCUUGAUCCUCCUUCCUUGUGGCAAUACUAAUCUCAUCUCUGCUCUACGUGUAACGUGUGUGCUUUCAGUUUUGCUUUCAAUUCCUUUCUUUUCUUUUCUUUUCUUUUCUUUUCUCAUCUUAUCAUUAUUAGACAACCCCUUUUUUUAUUACUACUACAUAUAAGAUAAGACUAUAUUUUCUCUUUAUUUUGUUUUAACUUUGCAUGUGAGCCUUUUGCAAUUUUUCAUCUUAAGUGCUCUUAAUGCAUUUUUCCCCCUCAAGUUCACGUCUUUCUCUUUACUUUAGGUGUGAGGUUUGUAAUGCUCUUCCUUGUUAAUAAUAAUCUCUUUCGUUUCCA
This is a messenger RNA of Arachis ipaensis, 716 nucleotides long. RefSeq names its product dehydration-responsive element-binding protein 3. Gene Ontology annotation, molecular function: DNA-binding transcription factor activity; DNA binding. The record is from RefSeq and is a predicted model, not a curated record. Gene Ontology annotation, biological process: regulation of DNA-templated transcription. Lineage: Eukaryota; Viridiplantae; Streptophyta; Magnoliopsida; Fabales; Fabaceae.